Dermochelys coriacea (leatherback sea turtle) is the source of this 4568-nucleotide messenger RNA. RefSeq names its product OMA1 zinc metallopeptidase (gene OMA1). The coding region runs from base 200 to 1924 and encodes 574 amino acids. Gene Ontology annotation, biological process: protein quality control for misfolded or incompletely synthesized proteins; mitochondrial protein processing. Lineage: Eukaryota; Metazoa; Chordata; Testudines; Dermochelyidae. The transcript is spliced from 10 exons. The record is from RefSeq and is a predicted model, not a curated record. Gene Ontology annotation, cellular component: mitochondrial inner membrane. Gene Ontology annotation, molecular function: metalloendopeptidase activity.
GGGCGGGCUUCAGGCCGCAUCACGGGCAGCGGGGCUCUUUCAGCGUUUCCUUUGGGCGGGUUUACAUUUUCCCCGGGGCGGGCUCAGGCGCGAAUGCUUUCACGACAGCGGCCGUUGGGGUUCGAACAGGGGGAAGCUUUAAAUCGCAAACCGUCACCGCUGCUUGGCGCACGUGCACGGGUGAAUAAACAAAGGAGAAAUGAAUGCUAUCUGCAGCCUAAAGAUAGCUGGUAGGAACUGCAUUUUAUUUCGCUUAACUUCUUUGGCCAGUCAUCAGGCAAAGUGCAAUAAUCUUUAUAGGUCUUCAGUUGAAGCUUUGAAUGGACAUCGCCAGAUUCAAAUAAGUCACAUAGUGGAUAAAUGCAAGCGACUAGAUAUAAGUAGCAACACCAGCUAUUGUUUUAUGAUUGGAAGCUCUAACUUCUACAGAAAAUGUAUUAAUAAAAGCCAAAGAUGUUUUUUGAAUGCCAAGAAUAUAGAAGUGUGCACAAACAUACUCAGUAGCUGUAGAAGUCCUUGUUUCCUAACUUCUCAGCCAUCAGAGGAAGAGCUUGCAUUAUUUCAAAGUCUUGAUCCAGUUCAGUCCCUGAAUCGUGUUCCUGCUUGGGAUGUUCAAAUGAUCAGGCUUUUUCACACAUCAUCAUCAUUUCAGGCUGCUCCAGUGCCUCUAUUGUGGAUUAUUCUUAAACCGGCUCAGAAGCUAUUUGCUAUCAUUCUUGGAAGGAGCAUCAGAAAAUGGUGGAAGGCACUGCCUCCUAACAAACGGGAACUUUUUAAAGGAAGUGCAAGAAAAAACAAAUGGAAGAUAGUUGUGGGUCUGUGUAGCUUGGUGGUUUUAUUUUUUAUGUUUUAUUUUACUCACUUGGAGGACACACCAAUCACUGGGCGUGCUCGACUGUUGGUAUUUCGGAAGGAACAUUUUAGGGAAUUGUCCCAGAUGGAGUAUGAUAUGACCUCAACAAAUUGUCUCUUUCAGUGGAUGGAAAAGUUUAAAAAUGAGAUGUUAUCUGAGACAGACCCUCGCUAUCAGGUGGUGAAAAAAGUUAUUGGUCAUCUAUCUGAAAGCAACCAGGACAUCCCGCAGGUCUCGGAGUUCAAGUGGGUUAUCCAUGUGGUGGAAGAACCCGGCAUAAAUGCUUUUGUACUUCCAAAUGGACAAGUAUUUGUUUUCACUGGUUUGCUAAAUGCGGUGUCAGAUAUUCACCAGCUCUCUUUCAUUUUGGGCCAUGAAAUAGCUCAUGCUGUAUUGGGACAUGCAGCAGAGAAAGCCAGUCUGGUACAUUUCUUGGAUUUCCUGUCGCUUAUCUUGCUCACUAUGAUUUGGGCAGUCUGUCCUCGAGAUAGUUUGGCAGUUGUAGGCCAGUGGAUCCAGACCAAGUUGCAGGAGUUUUUAUUUGAUAGGCCAUAUAACAGGACAUUGGAGGCUGAAGCUGACAAAGUUGGACUUCAGUUUGCUGCAAAGGCUUGUGUGGAUGUAAGAGCAAGCACUGUGUUUUGGCAGCAGAUGGAAUUAGUAGAGACCAUUCAAGGGCAGCGUAAAUUACCAGAAUGGCUCUCCACACACCCUUCUCAUGAAAACAGAGCUGAACACUUGGACCGGCUUAUACCAGAGCAUUGCCGCACUACAGGUGUCCAUAUGAUAUGCUCAGUAUUGUUCAUACAUCAAGCAAUGGAAAACAAGAUACACUACUGGGAAAGUGCGCUUAAAAUAAGAGAGAGCUGCAAUUGCCCCUCUCUUCCUGGACCAGACCCUCGCCUCAUUUUCAAACUUAACAUGCAGCAUCUUCUGGAAGCAUCUAAGGAUAAAGAAGGCCAGAAUGCUACUGAGCAUGAUCUUGCACAGCCAAAAGUGGACUUUCCUUCUGCUCAAAAGGAGGAAAAGAUUCCAAUAACUUUUGCAGUUAAAAAGGAACCGACAAGCUGAAGGGAAAAACGUCCAUCUGAAAAACUUUACAAACGGUUCACUGAACAGAUUUUUUUCCUGCAAGACUUUUGAUCCUUUUGGAAUGAUAAAAUGGACAGACAACUAGAAAUCACUUCCAUGGUGCCGAAAAUCAAUUGAGGGAAUCUUAUUUCUCUGUAUCACAACGUAGAUCAAGCCACCAGUAUUCUGUGUUCCCAAACUUGUGGUGAUCUCCCACUCAGCGCAAUGAGGAACUCUCCCCAAAUACAGAGAGCAGUGUAUUGGAGUUGAGACUUUUAUUCAAGAAGGGAUGCUAAACAUAAAUCACUUCAGUUGUGAGGCAAAAAUCUCUGUACAAUCCAUUUGCACAAAUAGGAAAGAAGCAAUAAAAUGGCCUAAUUGGAUGGCUUUCUGCUGGGAUUUUUCUCAUUUAAUAUCUUUUAAAGGCACUUUAGAAUACAGGUUGUUUCACCAUUUCACUUCAAAGCAAUCCAGAAGGGUUGUGCAGAAUUGUAUUGAAAAGUGAAGUCAGAAAACAUACAAGGGAAUCUUUUUCCUUUUAAAAAUCAGUAAGAACUGUCACUUGUAACACUGGGCUAUUUUGCAAGUGAUUGCUUAAACUGGUGUCUCUUUAAACAAUCAAGAUGCUUCUUCAUAGGCCAGAUUCGCUUCAGAGGCAGCUGGUCUGGACAGAUCAGCGCUUGAAUAUUGGUGAUUGGCACUCAAUAAAUUAGGGUGGUCAAAUCCUAUGAAACUUCUAAGCUGUACAGAGGAUGCACCUUUGAAAGUUUAUUUCUCCUUAGGACACUGCUAUCUAAUGCUAUUUUAGAAGUCUGUCUCUCAAGUCUGUCCCUCGUACUGGGGAGAUGAUUAUUUGGAGUUGCUGGGGGAAGAGUGGAUGAUGAGUGCAGUUCCCAGUGCAAGGCCUUGUUUGGAGUUGAUCAGGUAAAGAAGGAAACUUGAAGGAGAUGCCUCCAAAAUGAAAGUUGGGAAAAUAUGAGGCUAUGCCUCUGCCCCAUUGUACAGUGAGCUUCUCAGAUUGAAGAGAGGGAUGUGACCUCCUCCCCUCAUUGGCUCACCUACUUGGGCGUCCCUAAUGCCAAACUUGAUUUGAGGAGCCCCUCAUCAGGGUUUAUAUAGGUGGAAGGCAGAAGAUUUCUCUGUUGCUUCAACUCAUGUAAGUUUGGGGAGCCAAUCUUCCUUCGUUUCCUUGCCAGCGUGGGAGUUAAACUAGCGGGCUGUGCAGCCUCAUUUGAUGAGGUUGGGGAAAAAGUCCAGAACCAGAUAGAGCGUUGUAAUGUGAAGCUAAGAAUCCCCUCCCCAAGAAGCUCCCUGCUACAAAUUUAUUUUAUUCUUUUUCUUUUCAUGAUGGACUGACCUUUCCUCCCUUUAGCUAGGCCUUCCAUGAAGCACAGCCAGCACAUCAUGUUUAUUUUCAGCUGGUUGAUAGGCUCUUGCUUUCCAAUUCAUGAAAAUAUAGUGUGCUAAUCUUACUGAACUAAAAGAAUGAUACAGUGAACAGAAGAGGAAGAAAUCCCUCUCUUUUACUGAUUGAAAUGUAUGAUCUAAUUAUGUAUUAUUUUGGGAUCCAUUUUUUAUUAAAGUUCAAGAAGAAAAUUACUGAUGCUUUCCUAUGUGGUAAGUGGGAAAACUGCAGGAUUUUAUUAGGAUGUUUGACAAUGUGCAUCACAUCAUGGUACAGAUAGAAUUUGAAUGUUUUUGUUUUAUAAUAAAGGGGAGAACUGAAAUUUUAGAAUGUACCACACAAAGCACAAUUUCUUUUAAUUUUGUUGGAACACAAACUUUUUUGAAAAGACCAUAUUCAGCACUGGUUGUAGGCACAGAGUCUGAUAAAGAGUUUGUGAACAAUAGUUUAUUUGCUGACUUAACCCAAAGCACUUGGGUUCUUUGAGCCAUCUAACAUCUCUGUUUGGAGGUGAAGGGGCUGUAUGUGCAAGGUUGACUGCGCUGAUGUUUUCCAAGCCAGAUUAUGUAUUUUUAGAUUGACUGCAUAUUACUUGCAAGCUAUUUUUAAAUUUGUAUGCAAGACGCCACUGGCAACAGGCAGAAAGUCCAGCCUGACCAUUAUCCAUCCAUCCAUUAUUUUUACUCUUUGUGACAGGAGUUUAUGUAACAGACGUUCAGCAAUGCGUUAAGGCAUUUGGACAUUGUCACCUGAAGGUAAACAGAAAAACACAUUCAGAUUUCCCUGUGGAUUUUAUAACUUAAACUGUAUAGUCAAGACCCCUAUGCUUUUUUCCCUCCUACCACAGUGUCAAAACUUAUUUUGUUAUCCAGUCCUUCUGGUUGACAUACAACAUGAUUUUAUGUCGGGGAAGAUGGGGGAGAACCUAGAGAACUUUUUUAUAGAGUUCAUACAUUUAUAUUUAAAAAUGCAUAAUAAGCUACAGUACUAUCGUAUUUCUACUUUAUUGGUCCAUUUUAGGUGGCUUAAGGGUUAUGUUGGUUAAUGUUUGAGAUACAAAUUCUGGUAUUCAAUAAGUAAGAGUUCUUUAAAUUCCUGUGUAUAAAUGCCUGAACCAGAAUCUGAAGUCAGGGUGUUCAAAAUCUAGAUCUGUAUUUUGCACAUUGAUCCUAUUCUAAUACUUUGUCAAGUGCUUUUAAAAGAUUUCUUCAUUUUGCAUAAAGAAUUAGGAUGUCCAAA